Molecule: messenger RNA, 4424 nt
Organism: Argiope bruennichi
Lineage: Eukaryota; Metazoa; Arthropoda; Arachnida; Araneae; Araneidae
Product: relaxin receptor 2-like
Exons: 21
Coding region: 310-2664 (784 amino acids)
Biological process (GO): G protein-coupled receptor signaling pathway
Cellular component (GO): membrane
Molecular function (GO): G protein-coupled receptor activity; protein binding
Source: RefSeq, a predicted model, not a curated record
GAGAUGGUUGAUGGGCUGACGAGUGAUUCAAAAAGAGUGAAAGGAAAAUUUUGUACACAUUUUUUCACAAAUUGAAUUCCCGCAGCACAUUCUGGAUGUGAGGGAGUUAUGAAAAGGAUAUUCAAAUGAUUUUUUUCCCAGACAUCCGAGGAAAGCAAAAAUAUGCUAUCGUCGUAGCAUUUGUAAGCUGAAAUCCCUGCUGCCAUCACCAGCAACAAUCCAAUUCCUCCCAUGGAAGAAUGUUCUGUUCCCGUUUCGAAGAGUUCGGCACUGAGCGAAUUAUAAACUAAUAUCACUACAAUAACAGGAAUGUGGACAAAGAAAACCCUAGCCUCGGAUAAAAUGGAUAAAUUCUUGUAUCUUUGUUUCUUGAUGAUCUGCUGGCCACAAAGUGGAGUUGGCAUUCAGCAUUCUGCCUAUCCUCAUUUAGUAGCGGCGCCAUGUCCGACUGGCUACUUUCCUUGCAAUACGUCUGACGUGUGCGUGGAACAGAGAAAGAAUUGUGACAGUCAUUCCGACUGCCCUGAUAGCUCCGACGAAUGGGCUUGCGAGGACCACAAUCGGAAAAAUUUAUUUGACCACCUGUUCAAGAAAAGACCUGAUGCGGACAGAGAAAAAAAUAUGUCAGGAUGCGAAUUGCGUACAUCUCCAAGCGAAUGCAGUUGUUCCAAAAAGAGCCUGUACUGCAAUCACAGAAAUCUACGCAAAGUUCCACUUCUUCUACCUCAAAACGUACAAGAACUGGACUUGUCUGGCAAUAAGCUUCACAUCCUUCAGAAAUCCGAUUUUCCAGAACUAAGACAUUUGAAUACGUUGUUAUUAACUUCGUCCGAAGUGACACUUCUGAAAACUGAGGCCUUCGGAAAUCUCAUGUACCUAAAACAGUUAUAUUUGACGAACAAUCGUAUUUCUGUUAUAACAAAUGGAACAUUUUGGAGUAACACGAAUCUCAAACUUUUGGUUUUAUCUCACAAUCCUCUCUCAGUAUUGUCUUCUGGAGCAUUUGUGGGAUUAUUGAACCUGGAAGAUCUGGAUCUCAGAGAAUGCGGACUUCAGACCUUACCUCCUUCUGUGUUUGAUGAUUUACCAAGACUUAGCUCUUUAUUGCUGGAUGGAAACAAGUUGGAAACAUUUCCUCCUUACAUUUUCCAGAAUUUGAAGAAACUCCAAAUUCUGUCUCUUUCCAGAAAUGAACUGACGAUGGUGGAUUCGCUUAUUUUCGACGGAUUGGAAAACUUAAAAAGCUUGGCUAUAUCAAAGAACAAGCUACAUUCGCUAAGAGCUGAUACUUUUGGUAAUUUGACGUCCCUUUUAAAGCUGGACCUUCAAGGAAACCAAAUACGCAGUAUUGAAAGAAAAACAUUUUCCAUGAUGACUAAACUGGAUUCACUAAAUCUAAAGAAGAAUCCAUUGAAAGCUUUAAGACCAGGAGCCUUUGAUGAACUUCUACUGCUAAAUUAUAUAUAUUUCGAUGAAUUUCAUCUGUGCUCAUUGGCCCUUCAUGUCCGGGUAUGUGAACCACGCGGUGAUGGUAUAAGCAGCAUUGCCCACUUGUUGGACAGUGUAGUUCUCCGCAUUAGCGUGUGGCUGGUUGCUUUCGUGGCCGGACUAGGCAACGUGGCUGUCCUUGUCGGACGAUUUCUGCUUGCUGAGCCCAACGAGGUUCACUCGUUCUACAUCAAGAACUUAUCACUGGCCGAUCUCCUGAUGUCUUUGUACUUAUUCAUCAUCGCCGCCUAUGAUGUUGUAUUUAGAGGACAAUACAUUCACCACGAGACAAGAUGGAGGCACAGUUGGCAGUGCAGCAUGUGUGGUUUUCUCUCCACCCUCAGCAGCGAAUCGUCAGUGCUCAUUCUCACCAUCAUAACUGUUGACAGGUACACAUCUAUCCUGUAUCCUUUGUCCUUAAAGAGAAGGACCAUUGCAUCGGCCUCCAUCGCCAUGGGUGCCGUCUGGAGUGUUGCCAUUCUCCUUUCCGCCUUGCCACUUCUCGACAUUGAUUACUACGGGGAUGAAUUCUACGGCAACAACGGAGUGUGUUUGCCACUUCACAUACACGAUCCGUUCGGACAAGCUUGGGAGUACUCUACUUUCCUGUUCUGUGGUCUCAACUUGGCCGCUUUCCUCUUCAUCCUGUUCGCCUACAUCUCGAUGUUCUUCACCAUCUCCCACUCCAAGAUCGGACUGCGCUCCACCCAGCAGCUGCAGGACAGGACCAUCGCGAAACGGUUCGCCUUCAUCGUCGGCACCGACUUCCUCUGCUGGGUGCCCAUCGUACUCAUCAAGGUCAUCGCCAUGGGAGGUGUCGAAAUCCAAAAAGACUUGUAUGCGUGGGUGGCGGUCUUUCUACUGCCCGUGAAUUCUGCCCUCAACCCUGUGCUGUACACCUUGACCACAAAGCUAUUCAAGCAGCACUUGGCCAAGAUAGUGUACAGCUGUCGGACUCCCGCCCAUACGGCCAACGACAAUUCAGGGAUCUCACUUACCUCCAUUCUGCACCACCGAAACUCCAAGAAAACCAUGGUCACUACUUUCUCGGAGAAGGACCACAACUCCUCCAACAGAACCUCUUUACUUAUUCCUGACAGUCCAGCAAGCGUCAGAGCUAAUUCAUCACACAAGAGGAAAGACUUCCACAGCUACAUCAAAGAAGAUAUGAUUUAAAAGGGAAAAGAUGUAUAAGGAAUAUGCUGGCAAUCCAUUCAGUUUUAAAAAAAUUGUAUUAUGAAGAGUCAAUUAGUAUGCCAAAAAAUAUUUCACAUUUCGAGUACGUCCAGAAUGGUUCGUUAUUUGGUCAAAAACUGUCCAUAAGUCAUUUUGUCAUAUGUUUUUCUGAAAGUAUAUGAAUGUGAGUAUCUAAUUUGUUUUCAAAGGUCAAUAUCUUUAUGACCAAAAGGCAAUUUAUUUGAUAGUUUUAUGUAAAGGAUAUUAUAUAUUUAUUUAUUUAAAGUCAUUUUCGUGUAUACUAUUUGAUGUCAAUACAUUGUAUAAAAUGAGAAAAAGCAUUUUUCACUGAAUAAUUACUUUUAUUCAAUUAUAUUGGAUGUAAGUGAAUAAAAGUUUAUUAAGCUUUGGGAAAGUUUAGUUUUGCAUGUUCAGAUCAAUUUUAAAUGUCUUUACAAUCAUUCAUGAAUUUCAUAAAUAAAAUUUGAGAAUUAUUGAGGAAAAUGUUUAAUGAAGCCAGUUAAUGUUCUCAUGAUAUAUGUCAAAACUGCAUGUCCAGCCAGUUUGAAUGUGGAAUCUAUUUGUAUUUUACAACUGGGGAAGAGCCAUUAAAUCAUGAUACAACGUUCAUUUUAUUACAGUUAUUUCUAGUAUAGGAAUAACAACAGAGUUAUUUAAAGACGAACCUCGAAAUUUUGAAACAUGGUCAGAUGACGAGGGCGAAAUUCGAGGAAACAUGAAUUUAACAUCCAACAGAAAGGCUUAUAUAGAUAUUCUUUGAUGGAAUUGGAGGUUCGAUCAUGGAGUCUACAGGUCCCAGAGUCGAAACUGUUACUAAAUAUGUGAUUGUAGGCUGACUUGCAGAUAUAAUUUUUAUGCAACUUUAACAGAAUGAGAACUGACUUCAUUACAUUUACUCUUAAAAGUAUCUUACCAUAUUGGUAUGUAAUCACUUGUAAAUAUACAUCAGGCUUUUCCAUUCUUUUAAAAUGUCUGUUGAAAAGUUUUUAAAAAUUUAUAAUUUAAAUCUUAUUUAGCAUAUUCAGUUCAGAAAAUUCCUGUUUGAUUUGGAUCAUCCUGUGUAUGUUAAAAUGGUUCAUUCACAAAAUAAUUUUAAUUUACAUAGGGAGAUCCAAAUGAAACGAGAGAAAUUUUGGCCCUUCUUGUGUAAAAUCUAUCAACUGAAUCACAACCAAAUGUUAAGUGCUGUUUCUCCGAAGUAUGCGGUAUCGAUUUCAGAAAAAAAAAUUUCAUAUUUUGACAGAUUUGAAAGAUUGAAAUUUGACUCUGUGGUGCUAAUAACUUGCAUAAAAUUAAAAAUAUAUGUUUUUUUUUUCUUUUAUAUAUAUAUCUUAAAAGUAUCAUCAUUAAAGUACGAUUUCAGCGACAUUGACACUAUCUUUAUCAUCGAUAGUUAUUCAUUAACAUUUUUUUUCCUCAUAUCUCGCAAUAUUUCUGUUGCUCUCAAGACUUAUUGACAGAUAAAAGGUUCAUUCUGAUGAGCUCAUUCAUUCUGACGGCAUCUCCCUAUGAACUAAAAUAUGAAUUAUUAUUUUUUUCCCCUCUAGAAUCGAAAUUACGUACAGAAGAGAAUAUGUAUGCAAAAUUUGGCUGCGAUUCAGAAACAGUUUUUUCCCACAGAGAAUAUAUAAACAUAUUCUGCAUUAUUUGAAUAGCCUUGUAUUCAAACAAUCUCUUUAAGAGAAUUUUAGAUUUGUUUUAAGUAUUAUAAUAAUUGAUAUAAUUUAUUUUUAUCAACU